AUGCUUCCGCUGGGGGACGAGGUCGCCCUCCACUCGUUGGUCUUCGUGCUGGUCUUACUGGGGACCCGAAGUCCGCUGUGGUCUGCCGUCCUCACCACUUCCUUGUACUGUUUUCUAGCCAUGUUUCGUUUCCCGCAAGUGGCGCGCAGCCGAGCCCGUCUCGUGCUGCAGCCGGUGGGUUGCGGGGCGGAGAGCGCGCGGGUGUCCGUGAUCGCUCACCGGGGCGGCGCGCACGACGCGCCGGAGAACACCAUCGCUGCCAUCAGAGAGGCCAGUAAGAACGGAGCAACCGGCGUGGAGCUGGACCUGGAGUUCUCGGCAGACGGCGUCCCCAUCCUGAUGCACGAUGAGACUGUGGACCGGACCACCAAUGGAUCGGGACCCCUGUGCCAGCUGAGCUUUUCAGAGCUGAGACAACUGGAUGCAGCUGCUAAACACCGGCUCAGGGACAAGUUUGCUGGAGAGAAAAUCCCAACUUUGGUUGAAGCAGUGGAGGAGUGCAUUAAACUGCAGCUCAGCAUCUACUUUGAUGUCAAAGGUCAUCCAGAGGAGGCAGCUGCAGCGCUGACAGACGUGUAUAAGAGACACCCAGUCCUGUACAACAGCAGCAUGGUCUGCUCCUUCGAGCCCAAAGUCAUCUACAGGAUGAGACAGAGGGACCCUGAGGUGGUCACCGCCUUGACCCACAGGCCCUGGAGCCUGAGCCGUCUGGGAGAUGGUACCCCGCGGUUCUCGUCGCCAUGGAAACAUUACUGGAUGACACUAAUGGAUGUGUUGUUGGACUGGGCCCAUCAUCACGUGCUGUGGAGGUUCUGUGGCAUAUCGGCCUUCCUCAUGCAGAAGAACUUUGUGUCGCUGGAUUACGUUCAGUUUUGGGCUCAGAGGGGCGUGGAGGUUGUAGCCUGGACCAUCAACACGGACGUGGAGAAGGCGUACUUCCAGAAGGUGCUACGCAUCAACUACAUCACGGACAGCCUUGUUGGAGACUGUGAACCUCACUUCUGAGGACCUCUGUCUCAUGAAAGUACCAGAGAACUUUGCCCUUAGUGGGGAUCUAAGGUGGAAGAAGAAUGACUGCUUUGUUGGUGUUGACCCUUAGCAGUACAGUUGUGUUGUCUGCACUCCAUAUUUGUGUACUUUUGUAUUCUUCUCACUCUGUUCCUCUCAUAUUGUGAGGAAUCGAGCAGCCGAACAAGAACAACAGAAAAUUAAUCAUAAAUGAAGAUUUCAUUUUUCUCAGAAGAAGUUAAAAAAAUCACUUACUGGUCAUUUAAAAGAUGUUAACCACAACUAAAGUUUAACUUCUCAACCAGCAGAGCAGAAGUAAUCAGAGCCAACACACCAGGAAAGCUGAUCCAAAAGAGGAACCUGCUCCGUCAGUGGAGAGGAAAGAGUACGCAAAUCUAAAUGUCGUACAUGUACGAAAACCCCACAGAACUAAAGCAAAUAAACAAAUCCAAACAGUCUGGA
This is a messenger RNA of Oryzias latipes (Japanese medaka), 1470 nucleotides long. RefSeq names its product glycerophosphodiester phosphodiesterase 1 (gene gde1). The record is from RefSeq and is a predicted model, not a curated record. Gene Ontology annotation, biological process: phospholipid metabolic process; ethanolamine metabolic process; N-acylethanolamine metabolic process. NCBI's taxonomy places the organism in Eukaryota, Metazoa, Chordata, Actinopteri, Beloniformes, Adrianichthyidae. Gene Ontology annotation, cellular component: plasma membrane. Gene Ontology annotation, molecular function: glycerophosphodiester phosphodiesterase activity.